Molecule: messenger RNA, 3045 nt
Organism: Histoplasma mississippiense
Lineage: Eukaryota; Fungi; Ascomycota; Eurotiomycetes; Onygenales; Ajellomycetaceae
Exons: 3
Coding region: 1-3045 (1014 amino acids)
Biological process (GO): cyclic nucleotide biosynthetic process; intracellular signal transduction
Molecular function (GO): protein binding
Source: RefSeq, a predicted model, not a curated record
AUGGUUGGACAUAAUACCGUGUCCACAUUUUCAGGGUUCUUUCCAAAGCUACGCACGUUUACCCUUGACCAUUGUCCCGUGACGGAGUUUGAUAUAACCAACCCAGUUCCGACUCUCACGUCUCUCAACAUCGCGUCCGCUAAGCUUGUUCAAUUCAAGGACUCCCUCUUCACGAAUAUCCCAAACCUUACCAAACUCAUUCUUAACAAGAACCAUUUCGUUACCCUUUCUCCUUAUAUUGGGACCCUACGAAAACUCGAGCACUUUAGCAUUGCGAAAAACCCGUUAUCAACCCUACCACCAUCCAUAGGUUGUUUGCAAGAACUGAAGAAUUUGAACCUUCGUGAAUGUAAUCUCAGCAAACUCCCUGCAGAAUUGUGGUACUGUUGUAAACUAGAGACCCUGAAUGUAUCUUCCAACCUCCUCGAUUCCUUUCCGAAAGUCAGUGACUCACCUCCCGUUCCUCCUAACGAAUUGCCUGUAAAUGGAACUCCCGCAACUACCCCUGGCAUCUCAUCACCGAAUUUCGAAGAACUUGGAAAGUUGGAGGAUUUCGAAACGCGACGACCAAGUUAUGCCUCCGGUGGCCUUCUUAGCGUUGGAAGCUCUCCGAGUAACUCAUACACCAAUAGACAAGGUUCCGUUGUUUCGUUUAAUAAUGCCGGGUCCAUUGCAAGGAAAUCUUCCUCAGCAUCUCGUGCCGCGACUGAGCCAUCGUCGUCUCGAAAGGAUUCCAGCUUCUCGCAACGAAUGUCGCUUACAUUUGCUGCGUCUUUGCGACAUUUGUAUCUUGCUGACAAUCAGCUUGAAGACGAUAUAUUCCAACAGCUUGCGUUACUUGUGGAGCUUCGAAUCUUAAAUUUAUCGUACAAUGAGAUAACGGAGCUUCCCCAGGGGCUGAUCAGGCGGUGGCAGUCCCUUGUAGAGUUAUAUGUCUCGGGAAACCAACUAAGUUGGCUUCCUUCGGAUGAUCUUGAGGAAUCAAGCAGCCUGAAGGUCUUGCACCUGAACGCAAAUAAAUUCCAGGUGCUGCCUGCGGAACUUUGUAAGGUGAACCGACUUGCGAUUCUGGAUGUGGGGAGCAAUUCGCUCAAGUACAAUGUUUCUAAUUGGCCGUAUGAUUGGAACUGGAACUGGAAUCGCAACUUGAAAUAUCUUAAUUUCUCGGGUAACAAGCGUUUCGAGAUCAAACCCACCGCUGCAUAUACAUCCGGGAAUCCAGCUACUCACGGUACGGAUUUGACGAACUUCAACUCAUUGCAUCAUCUUAGAGUUCUUGGGUUGAUGGAUGUCACUCUUACCAUCCCUACCAUCCCCGAUCAGACGGAGGAUAGGCGAGUGCGAACCUCAGCAUCCUUAUCUGGCACUCUUUCGUACGGUAUGGCGGAUAGCCUUGGGCGAAGCGAACAUUUAUCAACGGUCGACAUGCUGGUUACCCGGUUUCGGGGAAACAAUUAUGAAACGAUUCUCGGUUUAUUUGAUGGCCAGUCUUCGCACAGCGGUGGGUCGAGGAUUGCGAAAUACUUGCAAGAGCACUUCACAGCUAUGUUUGCAGAGGAGCUGAAGAAACUUCGAAAUUCCGGAGGCGAAUCACCGCUCGAUGCACUGAGAAGGACGUUUUUGGGCCUCAAUAAGGAUAUGGCUACGGCUGCUCAGCGGUCCAUGGAUGAGCGUGAGCAGCGUCAUUUGGACCGAGCUGGCCCUCCCAGUAGCAAGCAUCUCACGCCGGAUGAUUACAAUUCUGGCGGUGUGGCGACUGUUAUGUAUUUGCACAAUAUGGAAUUGUAUGUUGCGAAUGUUGGGGAUGCUCAAGCGGUACUUGUGCAUUCAAAUGGCGACUUCAAGUUCUUGACCAAUAACCAUGACCCUGCCGAGGAGUCGGAGCGUGAACGUAUACGGGAGGCUGGUGGCUUUGUUUCUCGAAAUGGGAAACUAAAUGAUAAAAUUUCUGUUUCUCGGGCCUUUGGCUAUUAUCCCAUGAUGCCCGCUGUAAUCGCGGCCCCUAGUACCCGAAAAGUUACGUUGACCGCCCAGGAUGAAAUGAUUAUACUUGCUUCGGGAGAGUUGUGGGACUUCGUUGCACCAGACCUUGUUGUUGAUGUUGCGAGGUCCGAACGUGGAGACUUGAUGAUCGCCUCUCAAAAGCUUCGUGAUCUGGCAAUUGCGUAUGGUGCGACAAAUAAAAUCAUGGUGAUGAUUGCUGGUGUCAGUGAUCUCAAACGACGGGGCGAACGUCCUAAGUUGAGAACCCCAAGUCUGUCUAUGGGGCCAUCGCCACUAACCGAUGAACACCUUUUCCCUCCGCCAAGCAAAUACAGGAAACGCGGUGCGCCGAGCGACUCAAGACUGGCACGCUUGAAUCGCGUAGAAGCCCCAACUGGCGAGUUGGCAAUUAUCUUCACGGAUAUCAAGAAAUCCACUUCACUCUGGGAGACUUAUCCAGUUGCCAUGCGCUCUGCCAUCCAAAUCCAUAACGACCUUUUCCGCCGACAGUUGGCACAGAUUGGCGGCUUUGAAGUCAAGACGGAAGGAGAUGCUUUCAUGGCAGGGACAUGCAUCUCACCAUCGAGGCAGGGUCUUGUCUGGCGCCUGUGGACUGUCGCUCUGCGGCUGGAAGCGUUCUGCAGCGCACUAGAAAAUCGUGGCGAAGUUGGUGUGCGACAGCCGGAAAUGAGCCUUCUCAACGUAGUCAAGGCACGGCAUGGGGAAGUUACCGAUGCGCAGGUUUGGAGCUUGAUAGAGCAUCAAAUUACGCGUGUGGAGACAUGUGCGAAUACCCUCACGAUCCGACAUAUGAUCAGACCAUUCAACUCUGCCGCCACUCUAAAAGACAUCGCUAUUCCCAUGGCGGAUAUCUUGACAGAGUUGCAGGUGCAACUGAGCGAAUUCAAAGCCUUAAAGGAGCAAAUCGAUCCGCCUUCCCUGACGAGUCAUCAAAUUCCACACCCAGCUGUGUCAGUGUUGAAAAGUGCCAACCAGAGUUCAUCAGCAGUAUCUGAUAUGAUCACCGGUAGUGGUUCCUGUUCUGGUUCAAGUCCUACAUGA